Messenger RNA from Octodon degus (degu), 2508 nucleotides. RefSeq names its product beta-1,4-N-acetyl-galactosaminyltransferase 2 (gene B4galnt2). The transcript has 12 exons. Gene Ontology annotation, molecular function: hexosyltransferase activity. Gene Ontology annotation, cellular component: Golgi membrane. The coding region runs from base 465 to 1994 and encodes 509 amino acids. The record is from RefSeq and is a predicted model, not a curated record. Gene Ontology annotation, biological process: UDP-N-acetylglucosamine metabolic process; UDP-N-acetylgalactosamine metabolic process. NCBI's taxonomy places the organism in Eukaryota, Metazoa, Chordata, Mammalia, Rodentia, Octodontidae.
AGAGAAGCCCGACGACCGGCGGAGAAGGACGGGGUGGCCCAAGAUGGUAUCUGGGAAGCCCGCCGACGAUAGCUGCGCUGCGGAGCUUGUUCAGUGCGCAUCCUGGUGAACCGCGCGGUGCGAGGCGCCCUCAGCCUGACAAGAUCCGGCUGGGAGUGAGAGGAGAAGCCGGCGCCUGGUCCAGCUCUCUGCUCAGCCUCCGCCCCACCCAGGUGUGGGUAAGGUGCGGAAGCCACCAGGUCACCAGCCACAGGUCUAUGCUGUGGAACCACCCAGGUGGCCGGGGUCUGGGCAGUGGCCUCCUGCGCGCACAGAGAGCCCAGAUUCCGCCCUCAGCCCACCCCCUUCCCCUGCCAGCUGCCGGCUCCGCUCUGCCUGCUUCCUGUCUGGAAAGUGGGGCGUAGUCCUGCACGCACCACUUAGACCUGCUUGGCACAGCUGGCGGAGUGGUCGCACGCUCCGGGAUGACUUCUGGCGGCUUCAGGUUCCUAUGGCUCCUCAGGAGGCUGGUGGUGCUCCUCGGACUCGGCCUUGGUGUCCUUGUCAUCCUGCUCAGAAGUGGCUUCCUUCAAGCUGUGCUGCCCAGCGUCGAGCCGGGGCGCCCGCUGCCGCCCACCCCGGGGGAUGCCUCGCUCAGCCUCCUGCCCGAGCAGCGCAUCCGGGGCCUCUUCUCCCGCGAUGGGCUCUGGCUGUUUCCUAAAAACCAGUGCACGUGCGAAAACAUGCAGAGUCAGGGAGGAUUCAACUUCCGGAGGGCCUACAAGGACAGCGACCUCCCCACGGUGGACGCCAGGAGGCGCACCGAGUACCAGCACUUCCAGAGGAGAGAGGGGCUGCCCCAGCCCCCGCCGCUGCUGGCCCAGCCCAACCUGCCCUUCGGGUACCCGGUGCAUGGCCUGGCCGUGAUGCCCCUGCACACAGUGCCCAUCCCAGGUCUCCAGUUCGAAGGGCCGGAUGCCCCGGUCUAUGAGGUCACCCUGGCGGCCACUCUGGGGACACUGAACACCCUUGCCGACGUCUCAGACGAAGUGGUGCAGGGCAGGGGCGAGAAGCGGCUGACCAUUUCCACCCCUGACCGGAAGCUGCUGAACUUCGUCCUGCAGCAUGUGACCUACACGAGCGCCAGCUACCAGCACAACCGUGUGGAUGUGGUGAGCUUGGAGUCCAUGUCUGCGGUGGCCAAGUUCCCCGUGAGCAUCCGCUACCCUGUCAUCCCCAAGCUGUAUGACCCAGGACCAGAGAGGAACCUCCGGAACCUGGUGACCAUUGCCACCAAGACUUUUCAGCGCCCCCACAAGCUGAAGGUCCUGCUGCAGAGCAUCCGGGCGUUCUAUCCAGACCUGACCGUCAUCGUGGCUGAUGACAGCAACCAGCCAGUGAAGAUUGAAGACAGAUACGUGGAGCACUACAUCAUGCCCUUUGGGAAGGGCUGGUUUGCUGGGCGGAACCUGGCCAUCUCCCAGGCCACCACCAAGUAUGUCCUCUGGGUGGACGAUGAUUUCCUUUUCACCCCCACAAGCAAGAUUGAGAGGCUGGUCGAGGUCCUGGAGAACACGGAGCUGGAUGUGGUGGGCGGCAGCGUGCAGGGAAACGUGUUCCAGUUCAAGCUGUUCCUGGAGCAGAGCGAAGGCGGGAACUGCAUUCACCGCAGGUCCGGAUCCUUCCAGCCCUUGGACGGCUUCCCUGGCUGUGUGGUGACCAGCGGGGUGGCCAACUUCUUCCUGGCCCACACUGAACGGCUCCAAAGAGUUGGCUUCGACCCCCGCCUGCAGCGGGUGGCUCAUCAAGAGUUCUUUAUAGACGGGCUGGGCAGCCUGCUGGUGGGUUCCUGUCCAGAUGUGGUCAUGGGUCACCAGUCCCGCUCACCGGCGACAGACAGGGAGCUACUGGCGCUGGAGAAGAACUACAGCGCCUACCGGGCCAACACCAACCAGCAGAUCCAGUUCAAACUGGCGCUGCACUACUUCAAGAACCAUCUCCAGUGCUCCACGUAAAGCUCGGGCCUGAUUGGCUGGGGGCAUCUAGAAGGUGCAGGCUACCAACGAGCUGACUCAGGGCAAGUGGAUGGGCCAAUUAGCGCUUAAGGGUUAUUAGGAUGGACCAAUCACUGAUCAGGGCAGCGGGGACCUUGUUGAUUACAAGCCUUAAGUGUUCCUUACUCUUCCCCUUCUUAAGCGUUUGAGAGACCAUCAGCCACUGGCUGGUCUCGUGCAAGACAUGGUGACAGACGGUGGGGAUGAAGGUCGGCGAAGCGGGGUCAAGGUCAUGGGUUCCUGCCUGUCUGAGCUUCUCCUAAGCCAGGCAGGGCGCUAUUCUUUAUACAGGCAAUCAGGGGUGACAGAACACAGUUAAAGCACAAUUGAAACCCCAAAGGGGACCAAAGAGUUCCUGAGCACACAAAAACAUCCGGGAGCGGGGCGCAGUGGCUCACAGCCCUAAUCCCAGUGUUGCAGGCAGCCUGAGUUAGAUAGAAAUAUUGUAGGUAGUUAGACAGGGACAGGCCCUCAA